Messenger RNA from Cyprinodon tularosa, 2162 nucleotides. It is a transcript of the gene alkbh8, whose product is annotated as alkB homolog 8, tRNA methyltransferase. The record is from RefSeq and is a predicted model, not a curated record. Gene Ontology annotation, cellular component: nucleus; cytoplasm. Gene Ontology annotation, molecular function: S-adenosylmethionine-dependent methyltransferase activity; tRNA binding. Gene Ontology annotation, biological process: tRNA wobble uridine modification. Lineage: Eukaryota; Metazoa; Chordata; Actinopteri; Cyprinodontiformes; Cyprinodontidae. The coding region runs from base 14 to 2083 and encodes 689 amino acids. The transcript has 12 exons.
AGUAGAACGAACCAUGGACUCCGAUGUGGUAAAUAACGUGAAAUGCGCCGCCAGAAGAAGCAAAGAAGACAAGAAAGUGUUGAAAAAACAACUGAAGGCCAGUUUCACUUUACUGAAACAUGAAGGCAUCAGUACAGCAUCGCAUCCUACCAAGAGUUUGGUGGUGGCGAACGGAGGACUGGGGAAUGGUGUCAGUCGUGAAGAUCUGCUCACUUGUCUGGAACAUUAUGGAGAUGUGGAAAGUCUGCUUAUGCCUCCUCAGAAGCCCUACGCCUUUGUCACAUACAGAUCUGAAGAUGGCGCCCGGAAAGCUCAUGCCCAGCUUAACGGGCAGAAACUGCAGUCUGGGGAGAACAGUGUUACACUCUAUCUCAGUUAUGUUGAUUCAGUAAAGCAUAAAGAAGAGGCGGUGGUCCAUUUUCCUGAGGGGCUAACCCUGGUGGAGGAUUUUGUGUCGCCACAGGAAGAGGCUGUGCUCCUCGCUGCUGUGGACUGGUCAACUUCUAAUGAAGCUCAGAAAGCUCUGAAGCACAGGAAGGUGAAGCAUUACGGCUUUGAAUUUCGCUAUGACAACAACAAUGUGGACAAGGACACACCGUUACCUGCAGGUCUUCCUGAUGAGUGUCUACCUGUUUUGCAGCGAUGUUUGCAGGACGGCCACAUUAACGUCCUGCCAGACCAGCUCACUGUGAACCAGUAUGAGGCCGGACAGGGAAUCCCCCCUCACGUUGACACUCACUCUGCCUUCGAGGACACCAUCCUGUCUUUGAGUCUUGGGGCAAAGGCAGUGAUGGAGUUUCGUCACCCAGACGGCCGUGCUGUUCCUGUGGUUCUGCCUGAGAGGAGCCUGCUGGUGAUGAAGGGGGAGAGCAGAUACCUCUGGACACACGGGAUUACCCCUCGGAAGUUUGACCUGGUGCCAGCUGGUGAGCCGCAGAGCUCUGCUGAUUCUGAGGCCGACCUCAGUUCCCACAGCUGCCUCACUUUGAGCAGGAGGGGCACCCGGACCUCUUUUACUUUCCGCAAAAUCAGACAGGAACCCUGCUGCUGCGCCUUCCCCUCUGCCUGUGAUAGUCAGGGUGGAACCUCCCCCAAUACGUCAUCCACGCCCUCACUUCCCUGUUGCCAUGCCGACGCCACCCGUUUGGAGGAAGAAUACGUGCACCGGGUGUACGAUUCCAUCGCUUCCCACUUUAGCAGCACUCGUCACACUCCGUGGCCGCGCGUUUGCCACUUCCUGUCCUCGCUCCCACCAGGAAGUGUUCUGGCCGACGUGGGCUGUGGAAACGGGAAGUACCUGGGAGUCAACCCUCAGUUAAUCUCGGUGGGAUGUGAUCGCAGCGGCGCUCUGGUCCAAAUCUGCGCUGAGAGGGGUUUCAAUGUGUUCGUAUCUGAUGCCCUGAGCGUGCCCCUCCGGACGGCCUCAUGUGAUGCCUGCAUUUCUAUAGCCGUUAUACACCAUUUUUCCACACAGGAGCGUCGGCUGGCAGCAGUGAGGGAGUUGGUGAGACUUCUAAAGCCUGGAGGCCAGGCACUCAUCUAUGUUUGGGCUUAUGAGCAGGAAUACAACAAGCAGAAGUCUAAAUACCUAAAAGAGCAGAACAAACAACAUAAUGGAGGAAGAAGUAAAGACUUACCAGAAGGAAGCCAGAAUUUGCAUGAAGAGCCAAGUAUCCUCACUGCUGCAAACCAAAGUGGAGGCUUAAAAGAUGUCAGCAAUAUGACUGAAGGGAAACUUAGUGUCCACACUAACCGCACAGCCUUCAAUUCCCAGGACCUUUUGGUUCCCUGGCACCUUAAAGGGAGGAAAACACAAGGGUUAGAAGAAACAUCAUGCAGGUUUAGUUCCAGAGGGGAACCUAGUCUCUUAGGUUCGGACUCCAGUUUGUCUUCUGACACCACAGAAAACCCAGAUCCAGCGGCUCAGUUUCUUAGUGACAGGCCAGUGCCUGUCUUUCAUCGUUAUUACCAUGUCUUCCAGCAGGGGGAGCUGGAAGAGCUCUGCGUUCAGGUGACUGGAGUCCAAGUGCAGACCAGCUAUCAUGACCAGGGAAACUGGUGUGUAGUAUUAAAAAAGGAGUAACAGUUUGAUAAUAAUUUAAUUAUGUGAUUUUACUCAUGCAGUUUUUAAGGUGAAAUAAAUCUGAGAAUCCAACUAAGUA